Coregonus sp. 'balchen' is the source of this 5920-nucleotide messenger RNA. The record is from the annotation of a GenBank genome assembly. Lineage: Eukaryota; Metazoa; Chordata; Actinopteri; Salmoniformes; Salmonidae.
ACUGCAGGAGGCUCAUGGCUGAGUGGAUGAGCUGGGAGCCAGGGGGGGGCUGUAACCUCCUCCAGGCCCUGAAAAGAGGCUGCACUCAGCUUGACUCCCUGGUCAUCAUCCUGGGCUCCAGGUGAAUCAACUUGAACAGGACAGUGAUGUAGUGGGACUGUUAAUGAAAGGACAGAAAUAACUGCAUUGAGUUGUAUUAUGUAUUAUAAAUGGACUAAUCAGAGAGCAGGGCUAGGAUGACCAUUCAGAGAGCAGGUGUAUAACAAUGUCAUUAUGAUUAUGUCAUUAUUAAGGGAUUAAUCAGAGCAGGGUUAUGACGAUCUUAUGAUGAAAGGACCAAUCAGAUAGCGGGGUUAUGAUGUCACUGUGAAGGUACCAAUCAGAGAGCAGGGUUAUGAUGAUGUCAUUUUGAAGGGACCAAUCAGAGAGCGGGGUUAUGAUGAUGUCAUUUUGAAGAGACCAAUCAGAGACCGGGGUUAUGACGAUGUCAUUAUAAAGCGACCGAUCAGAGAGCAGGGUUAUUCUUACACAUAACAAGUAGCAAGUCCUCUGUGUUUGAUGAUAGUACUUCCUCCUCUUUAACUUCUCUCCUUCCUCUCCUUCCCUCUCUCUAGCCCUGACCAGACCUCAGAUGCGCUCUUUGAUUACGUAGAGCAAAGCAUUUUGGGAAGGGCGUUGUCGAUCCAUGUGGUGUCCUAUUGUAGCAUUAGCCCUCUGACCAUUGUGAGUCAAACUGCUGGACCUUCAUGUCACCAACAAUCGUGUGUUUUUAUUAAUAGAGGGACAGAUUUACAAAAAUUUUGAAUCUGUGCAAAGUUUGGUCAACGAUUCACUGUGUCUCUACCUCAAACAGGCAACUGUAAAGAGACUAGCUGAAGUUACAUGGGGACGCCACCACAUCUUCUCAGCUUCACUGGUAACCUGUCUGUCCUGACUGUGCUAUUUGGGUUUGUGUUUUAGUGUGGUGUGGUCAAAAAUGACUUUCUCUCCUGUUUGUGUGUGUGUGUGUGUGUGUGUGUGUGUGUGUGUGUGUGUGUGUGUGUGUGUGUGGUGUGUGGAUCAGGGUGUAGUGGACAGCAGUACAGACGUGGAGCUGCUGUGGACAGAGAUCAAGGCAGCCAGAGAGCUGCUGGGACACACUGAGGCCCUAGUCAGGGACGACUGGGGGACAUGACUGUCACUGUGGUGGGACACAAUGUGAAUGGACUCUGUGUGUGCGUGUCUGUGCGUCUGUGCCUGUGUCUGUGUCUGUGUGUACAGCAUUUUUCUUGAAUAUCUUACAUAAACCUUUUAGUGAAUAUUUCCUCUUAUUGUACUCCCCCAGAUUUCCACAGAGUUGGACAGCCUAUCACUCUCUCCCUCGCUCCCUCGCUCCCCAGUCCACCCAACCACAAUGCCCCCCUGAGCAUCAAGCCCCCAGGUGUCCAGCCCACCUCCUCGGCUGAUUGGCUGAGGAACCAUGGACUGAAAGGUACAGUGAGGGAAAAAAGUAUUUGAUCCCCUGCUGAUUUUGUACGUUUGCCCACUGACAAAAAAAUGAUCAGUCUAUAAUUUUAAUGGUGGGUUUAUUUGAACAGUGAGAGACAGAAUAACAACAAAAAAAUCCAGAAAAACGCAUGUCAAAAAUGUUAUAAAUUGAUAUGCAUUUUAAUGAGGGAAAUAGGUAUUUGACCCCCUCUCAAUCAGAAGGAUUUCUGGCUCCCAGGUGUCUUUUAUACAGGUAACGAGCUGAGAUUAGGAGCACACUCUUAAAGGGAGUGCUCCUAAUCUCAGUUUGUUACCUGUAUAAAAGACACCUGUCCACAGAAGCAAUCAAUCAAUCAGAUUCCAAACUCUCCACCAUGGCCAAGACCAAAGAGCUCUCCAAGGAUGUCAGGGACAAGAUUGUAGACCUACACAAGGCUGGAAUGGGCUACAAGACCAUCGCCAAGCAGCUUGGUGAGAAGGUGACAACAGUUGGUGCGAUUAUUCACAAAUGGAAGAAACACAAAAUAACUGUCAAUCUCCCUCGGCCUGGGGCUCCAUGCAAGAUCUCACCUCGUGGAGUUGCAAUGAUCAUGAGAACGGUAAGGAAUCAGCCCAGAACUACACGGGAGGAUCUUGUCAAUGAUCUCAAGGCAGCUGGGACCAUAGUCACCAAGAAAACAAUUGGUAACACACUACGCCGUGAAGGACUGAAAUCCUGCAGCGCCGCAAGGUCCCCCUGCUCAAGAAAGCACAUAUACAGGGCUGUCUGAAGUUUGCCAAUGAACAUCUGAAUGAUUCAGAGGAGAACUGGGUGAAAGUGUUGUGGUCAGAUGAGACCAAAAUCGAGCUCUUUGGCAUCAACUCAACUCGCCAUGUUUGGAGGAGGAGGAAUGCUGCCUAUGAUCCCUCUAGUGGUGCGGGGGCUGUGCUUUGGCGGAGUGGGUGGGGUUAUAUCCUUCCUGUUUGGCCCUGUCCGGGGGUUUCUUCGGAUGGGGCCACAGUGUCUCCGGACCGCUCCUGUCUCAGCCUCCAGUAUUUAUGCUGCAGUAGUUUAUGUGUCGGGGGGCUGGGGUUAGUUGGUUAUACCUGGAGUACUUCUCCUGUCUUAUCCAGUGUCCUGUGUGAAUUUAAGUAUGCUCUCUCUAAUUCUCUCGUUCUCUCUUUCUCUCUGAGAACCUGAGCCCUAGGACCAUACGUCAGGACUACCGGGCAUGAUGACACCUUGCUGUCCCCAGUCCGCCUGGCCUUGCUGCUAUUCCAGUUUCAACUGUUCUGCCUGCGGCUACGAAACCCCUACCUGUCCCAGACCUGCUGUUUUCAACUCUAAAUGAUCGGCUAUGAAAAGCCAACUGAGAGACCUGAGCCCUAGGACCAUACGUCGGGACUACCGGCCGUGGUGACUCCUUGCUGUCCCCAGUCCGCCUGGCCUUGCUGCUAUUCCAGUUUAAACUGUUCUGCCUGCGGUUAUGGAACCCCUACCUGUCCCAGACCUGCUGUUUUAAACUCUAAUGAUCGGCUAUGAAAAGCCAACUGAGAUUUAUUCCUGAUUAUUAUUUGACCAUGCUUGUCACUUAUGAACAUUUUUGAACAUCUUGGCAUGGUUCUGUUAUAAUCUCCACCCGGCACAGCCAGAAGAGGACUGGCCACCCCUCAUAGCCUGGUUCCUCUCUAGGUUUCUUCCUAGGUUUUGCCUUUCUAGGGAGUUUUUCCUAGCCACCGUGCUUCUACACCUGCAUUACUAGCUGUUUGGGGUUUUAGGCUGGGUUUCUGUACAGCACUUCGAGAUAUUAGCUGAUGUAAGAAGGGCUAUAUAAAAUAAAAUUGAUUGAUUGAUUGAACACCAUCCCCACCGUAAAACAUGGAGGUGUAAACAUUAUGCUUUGGGGGUGUUUUUCUGCUAAGGGGACAGGACAACUUCACCGCAUCAAAGGGACGAUGGACGGGGCCAUGUACCGUCAAAUCUUGGGUGAGAACCUCCUUCCCUCAGCCAGGGCAUUGAAAAUGGGUUGUGGAUGGGUAUUCUAUCAUGACAAUGUCCCAAAACACACGGCCAAGGCAACAAAGGAGUGGCUCAAGAAGAAGCACAUUAAGGUCCUGGAGUGGCCUAGCCAGUCUCCAGACCUUAAUCCCAUAGAAAAUCUGUGGAGGGAGCUGAAGGUUUGAGUUGCCAGUGUUGAUUCCAAAAGCCAUUGGCCAUGACAAGAAUAGAUUCAGAUUGAAACUGGAAUGAAGCCUCUGUCCUAAACUCUGAUGUCUGAUGUACUAUCUAAUCCUGUCUGCCUGUAGCUAAGAGACUGGGGCUGUACCAGGUUCUGUCUAUCUAAUCCUGUCUGCCUGUAGCUAAGAGACUGGGGCUGUACCAGGUUCUGUCUAUCUAAUCCUCUCUCUCUGCCUGUAGCUAAGAGACUGGGGCUGUACCAGGUUCUGUCUAUCUAAUCCUCUCUGCCUGUAGCUAAGAGACUGGGGCUGUACCAGGUUCUGUCUAUCUAAUCCUCUCUCUCUCUGCCUGUAGCUAAGAGACUGGGGCUGUACCAGGUUCUGUCUAUCUAAUCCUCUCUCUCUCUGCCUGUAGCUAAGAGACUGGGGCUGUACCAGGUUCUGUCUAUCUAAUCCUCUCUCUCUCUGCCUGUAGCUAAGAGACUGGGGCUGUACCAGGUUCUGUCUAUCUAAUCCUCUCUCUCUCUGCCUGUAGCUAAGAGACUGGGGCUGUACCAGGUUCUGUCUAUCUAAUCCUCUCUCUCUCUGCCUGUAGCUAAGAGACUGGGGCUGUACCAGGUUCUGUCUAUCUAAUCCUCCCUGCCGAGUAAAGACUGGGCUUGUCCAGGUUCUGUCUCCCAAUGCCUAUUCUCUACUGGAGGGGUUUGUACCUAUCCUGAACAAGACUGUCAGCUCAACAGUCCAUGAGGUACCACUGUCUGUCUCUUCUUUCUUCUUUCUCUCCUUGUAAUGGCCUAACAGUCGAUGGUUCAUGAGGUACCACUGUCUGGCUCUUUUUAUCUUCUGCACACACAGUCCUUUCUCUCAUUUUCUUCUGUCUCAUCUUUUUGUGGCCAGGUCACAGUACAUGAUGUACCACUCUUUCAAUCCCUCUAUCCCUUUCUUUCUUUCUUUCUUUCUUUCUUUCUUUCUUUCUUUCUUUCUUUCUUUCUUUCUUUCUUUCUUUCUUCUUUCUUUCUUUCUUUCUUUCUUUCUUUCUUUCUGUCUUUCUUUCUUUCUUUCUUUCUUUCUUUCUUUCUUUCUUUCUUUCUUUCUUUCUUUCUGUCUGUCUGUCUGUCUGUCUGUCUGUCUGUCUGUCUGUCUGUCUGUCUGUCUGUCUGUCUGUCUGUCUGUCUUUCUUUCUUUCUUUCUUUCUUUCUUUCUUUCUUUCUUUCUUUCUUUCUUUCUUUCUUUCUUUCUUUCUUUCUUUCUUUCUCUCCCUCUUUCCUUUUCUCUCUUAUCUCCCUGUCUUUUGAUGUUCCAGUCAAUCUUAAUGUGGUCCUUGAACAAACCUCUUUAGGUGGUGCAGGGGAGUGGGAACCCAAUGCUUAUUUGACUGGGCGUAAUUAACUUAUAUCAGUUAAUCAAUGCUGCUUUAUCAAUUACUCUUCCUAGCUCAGUGAUCUUUCAUUCUGUCUGGGCAGCGGAAGACUUGGAGGUAAAGCAUUUAGAGUAAUUGCGUCGGUCACUCUUGGUUAUCAGUAAGCUUUGUAUUUACAACUGUUCUGUCCUUUUUCAUUAAUUUUAUCUCAGGGUGGGAGGGGUUAUCUCAAGGUGGGAGGGGUUAUCUCAAGGUGGGAGGAUGGGAGAUGGGUUGAUAUGUCUUAGCCUGGUCAAACAGGCUGAUCACUGCACUCACGUUUCGUUACAAGUGAAACAGCAUGUCAGAUCAGACUGUUUCCACCAGGCUAGAUAUGUCUCUAGUCUCUUGUACCUUUCUAGCUGUGAAAUAAAAAAUAUUUGGUCACAAAAUAUUAUGUUUAUGAAUGUAUUUGUCCUGUACUUCCUCCCUCCAUGUUGGAUCCCACCCAGAAGGCCAUGGUGCAGUUUGAGUGGCAUGAUGGAACGGUGAAGAACGUCCAUGUGGACCUGCCCUUAAUCUACCACUACCAGGUGGGUUCACCAGUCAGGAUGUGAUGUCAGAAGCACAUGACGUCUUGUCUGUCUUUUGAUUUGAUUAUUAGUAUUAGUCUAACCCUCCUUUCUCCUCUCCUCAACCAGUUCUCUUCUUACUAGACUAGGUGUGUUGAUAGUGAUGAUGUUCUCGCUCACCUUUCACCUGUAUCUGUCUCACCCAUCACCCCUUCCAACCUCUCUUUCUAUCUUCCAUCCCUGUCUCUCUCACCCAUCUCUCCAUCCCUCUCUUUGUCACCUACAGAAGCAGCUGCUGUCUGCUGUGGCUGUGUUGGAGAGGAGGGUGCAGUGGCUGAGCAGUGGGAGCAGACAGAUCUGGGGGACAGUGUGUGAACAGAGGUAC